Messenger RNA from Nicotiana attenuata, 1269 nucleotides. RefSeq names its product cinnamoyl-CoA reductase 2-like. The coding region runs from base 93 to 1052 and encodes 319 amino acids. The transcript has 6 exons. Gene Ontology annotation, molecular function: oxidoreductase activity, acting on the CH-OH group of donors, NAD or NADP as acceptor. NCBI's taxonomy places the organism in Eukaryota, Viridiplantae, Streptophyta, Magnoliopsida, Solanales, Solanaceae. The record is from RefSeq and is a predicted model, not a curated record.
UAAAAGUGAGAGUGAGAACAGGAAAAGCAAAAGCAAAAACACUACAACAACUUCAUUUGCUCCCACAUAGAAGAAAAAUUAAUAACAGAACAAUGGCGUUGACGGGUGAGAAGUGUACAGUGUGCGUAACAGGAGCAGCUGGAUUUAUUGCUACGUCGCUAGUGAAGCUUCUCCUUUCUAAGGAUUACACUGUUCAUGGCACUGUUAGAGAUUGUGAGGAGUAUUCUCAUUUGAUGAAUCUUGACAAAGCUGCUGAGAAUCUAAAGCUUUUCAAAGCAGAGUUGCUAGAUUACGACUCGCUUGCUGCAGCCAUCAAAGGAUGUAAUGGUGUCUUUCAUCUUGCUAGUCCUGUUCCUUCAUCCUCUGUACCAAAUCCUGAGGUAGAAAUUGUUGAGCCUGCAGUAAAAGGCACACUUAAUGUUCUGAAGGCAUGUUCUGAAGCAAACAUCAAGAGGGUUGUUUAUGUAUCUUCUAAUUCUGCUCUUGACUAUAACCCCAACUGGCCAAAGGACCAAGUGAAAGACGAGACUUGUUGGUCGGACAGUGAAUACUGCAAAGCAACUAAUAACUGGUAUAGUUGUUCCAAAACGAUGGCUGAGACAGAAGCUUGGUCAUAUGCAAAACAAAGUGGACUUGAUCUUGUAACCGUGCUCCCAACAAUUGUAUGGGGACCAAUGUUGCAGAAGACAACAAAUGCCAGUAGUUUAAUUCUCAUUAAGCUGCUGAAAGAAGGAUAUGAAGAGCUGGAAAACAAGAGCCGGUUUAUUAUAGAUGUACGUGAUUUAGCUGAAGCGCUGGUGCUGGUUUAUGAGAAACCUGAAGCUGAAGGUAGACACAUAUGCAUGGCUCAUAAAGCGAAAUCACAGGAUUUGGUUGACAUGCUGAAGAGACACUACCCCAACUACAACUAUCCUAACCGCUUUACCGAUGUGAUGGAGGAAGGAAGUUAUAGCACAGAGAAACUGCAGAAGUUGGGUUGGAAAUGUAGGCCACUGGAGGAAACUCUAAUCGAUGCUGUUGAAAGUUAUAAACAAGCGGGCAUUCUUGAUUAAAGAAGAGAAAAUAUCAAGUCCACCUUUUACUUAUUGUAAUAUUCUUUGUGGUACUUGCCCUGCCUGUCUUUCAAGAUAAUACUCUUGCGAACUAGUAUCUAUAUGUAAUAAUAUAAUCUGGAUUGAGGAGGUUAUAUUUUACUCCUUUUGAGUGCUAUUUUGUUGUUGUUGUUGUUGUUGUUGUUGUUGUUGUUGUUGUUGUUGUUGUUGUUGUUGU